This is a messenger RNA of Bombus terrestris (buff-tailed bumblebee), 911 nucleotides long. RefSeq lists its product as uncharacterized. Lineage: Eukaryota; Metazoa; Arthropoda; Insecta; Hymenoptera; Apidae. The record is from RefSeq and is a predicted model, not a curated record. The transcript has 2 exons. The coding region runs from base 132 to 767 and encodes 211 amino acids.
GCAAAACAAUUCCAUCGCUUUGUCACGUUUAACGGCUCAAUCAUCGAAACAUGUAUCAUAACGCACGAAUUAUGAUAAAAAAGAAACUGUCUUUCGAAUAAAAGCAAUCCGUUUGCCAGGUGCGCUUAAGGAUGUACAGGACGUCGACGGAGCAAGUGUACGAAAUGCAGCCGCUGGAGGGUAACAGUUCUGUUCAACGUUACACUGAACAGCCGAAACAACGAUUCUUUGAAAUGCCUACUCUGUCGGUUUCGCCGACGUCUUCUCUCCGAAAGCGCGUCUCGGAACUGCCAAGAGCCGCGAGAGCACCCGUUUUCGGUGCUGCGGGCAUGGUCUGCUCUAAUAGGGAUCUGAUAUCGAUCCUAAGCUCGGUAGGGUCUUCCGCGACGGAAAUGUCGAAGAAGCCGGAAGAUUUAGCAACGGCCAGUUCAAGUCUUAGGUUCGACGAAUUGAAGGUAGUGAAGGCGGUGAAGAAAAUGUUCGGUAAAAAGUCCCCUAAUAGCGAGGUCGUAUGGGACAACACUAGUGGAACCAAAGUGGACGCUCAGGUAUUUGGUAGCGCAAUUGAGAAGAUAUUAACGGCGCAGAAGGGAAACGAUACGGAGAUACCGAGGGCUUCCGGGUCGAGCGGAAAGCCCUCGGUAUCUUCGAACAAACCAAUGUCAGGUGAAGUGACAAAUUUGUUUUGGAAUAGCAAGAACCAACAGCAGACGGAAUUCAGCGAACCGUCUCUCUGUUCUUCCCUAAAGGACCUAUUCAAGAAGUAAUGGGGAAGAACAAAUACUAAUAAAUGUUAAGUGUCUCUAGUUUAAUUAACACUUCUUUAUCUAAGAAUUUCUUCCCUAAAAGACCUAUUCAUUAUGUAAUGUAGAAGCACAAAUACUAAUAAAUGCUAAGUUUUUCUCGUUUAA